This is a messenger RNA of Xyrauchen texanus (razorback sucker), 8113 nucleotides long. RefSeq names its product AT-rich interactive domain-containing protein 4A-like. Gene Ontology annotation, cellular component: nucleus. Gene Ontology annotation, molecular function: transcription cis-regulatory region binding. Bases 150 to 4058 code for a protein of 1302 amino acids. Gene Ontology annotation, biological process: regulation of transcription by RNA polymerase II. The transcript has 25 exons. Lineage: Eukaryota; Metazoa; Chordata; Actinopteri; Cypriniformes; Catostomidae. The record is from RefSeq and is a predicted model, not a curated record.
CGCCAAUUGGGAUCCGAGAAACACAGCCUCAGCUCAACAGCUUGUUAUUUCGUUUAUGCCUUUGCAACCUUGCCGAAUGCUGAGCUGAAGCAGUCACAGGAGCAUCAGUCAUAACCAAUCGAGCUGGACUCCCUCAAAUAGCCAUCAAGAUGAAGGUAGCAGAUGAACCUGCCUACCUGACCGUGGGGACGGAUGUGAGUGCGAAGUACCGCGGUGCCUUCUGUGAGGCAAAAAUCAAGACUGUUAAACGUAUGGUAAAAGUUAAGGUUGUGCUGAAAGGAGAGAGCACAUCACAAGUUGUCCAAGAUGACCAAGUCAAAGGACCUUUAAGGGUUGGCUCGACAGUGGAGGUGAAGAUCCCAGAGUGUGGACUUAGUGAAGCUGUCAUCAGCAAACUCACAGAUGCCAGCUGGUACACUGUCGUAUUUGAUGAUGGAGAUGAGAAAACUCUCCGAAGAACUUCAUUGUGUCUUAAAGGCGAAAGGCAUUUUGCAGAGAGCGAGUCUCUGGACCAACUGCCCCUCACUAACCCAGAGCACUUUGGCACCCCUGUCAUUGGAAAGAAGACAAAUCGAGGCAGAAGGUCUUCUCAAGCAGUUGCUGAGGAUGAAAAUGAGUCUUCAUCGAGUGAAGAUGAUGAUGAUGACAGGAGAAGACUCAAUGAUGAUCUUUUGGGGAAAGUUGCAUGUAUUCAAAGCGAGUCUGAUAGUAAUUCCUGGUACUAUGCUCUGGUGGUAUCUCCAAGCUGCAAUGAUGAACUUACUGUUAAAAAGGACCAAUGUUUAGUGAGAUCAUUUGCUGAUUCCAAAUUUCACAUUGUGGCACGCAGAGAAGUUCAGGAAGUGAACCUCGACACUAUCUCCAACUCUGAAAAUUCAAACAGGAAAGGGGUUGAAGCAGCACAGCACUUUCUGAAGGACAAAAAGGUCCCUGACAGCUGGAAGGUGGACUUGAGUGAGAUUCUGGAAUCCUCCAGCAGUGAUGAAGAUGACGAGGAUGAGGAUGUUGAAGGCAAAGAGAGUGAGGAGGAGGAAAAAGAGCCAGAGCCUGAGGAACCUGAUGAUGAGCCAGACCCAGAGGAGAGAGAUCACUUUCUACAGCAGCUCUACAAGUUCAUGGAUGACAGAGGAACACCAAUCAACAAACCUCCAGUGCUGGGAUACAAGGAUCUGAACCUCUUCAAACUAUUUCGACUGGUAUAUCAUCAAGGAGGCUUUGAUAAUAUUGAGAGUGGAUCUAUUUGGAAGCAGAUCUACAUGGAUCUUGGCAUCCCGGUUCUGAACUCUGCUGCCUCUUACAAUGUGAAAACAGCCUACAGAAAGUACCUUUAUGGAUUUGAAGAGUACUGCCGCUCCGCUCAGAUCCAGUUCAGGACAGUGCACCACAAUGAGCCACGGCCAGAUGGCCAGCCAGUGGUUAACAGUAUUAAGACUGAGAAAGAGUAUGAGGAGACAGAGGAAGUGAUGCAGCAGGACAAAGUAGAGCCUGGACCCAGUGAGGACAAACCUCUGGCAGAUGGAGAUGAGUCAGAUGCUGAGAGUGAAAAGGGACAAAAAGAUAUCUGCUCACCCAGGGGCCGGCGGCGGUGCACAUUGACCCCUGUGAAAGUAGAGGGGAGGGAUUUAAAGGAGGAGAAGAAAAAAGAGGAGGCACAAGGAACAGGAGAGUACAGUGGAGAGGAGCUGAAGGAGAAAGCCGAUGGAGAAAAUUCCUGGAAAUGCCGCAGCCGUCGCCUCGAGGAGUCUGAUGACGAUGACGACGACGAGCCGGAGGAUGAUGAAAAUGAAGACGAAGAUGGAGAAAGACCCAAGCUCAGGGACAGAGAUGAAAGGGAGGAGGAUGAUGGCUGUGAAGACUCUGAGCACUCUAUGGCAGGCACUAAAGUCAAGGUGAAAUAUGGCAAGGGAAAGACGCAGAAAAUCUAUGAAGCUAACAUCAAGAACACAGAGACCGAUGACGGAGAGGUUAUCUACCUGGUUCAUUACUUUGGCUGGAACGUGAGAUAUGAUGAGUGGGUGAAAGCUGAUAGAAUAAUAUGGCCUGUUGAUAAGGGUGGAACAAAGAGAAAACAAAAGAAAAAAGUGAAGAAUAAAGAUGAUGGAGAGGAGGAUAAACAGGCCAAAAUGGGGAUAAGGAGAGGUCGUCCUCCACUCAAGUCCACCCCUCCCGGCACUUCCCGCAGUGUGUCCAAUACCCCCAGCAGUGAGGGCCGAUCCAGCAGCAAGAACUCACGGCCCAGUGAUGCCUCUGUCUUGCCAAAUGGAGAUAGUACACCUCGCCGACGCACAAGACGAACUUCAGGAAUGUAUGAUUCUGACAGAGGGUCUAAUGAUUCUGGGAACUCCUCAGAUGAUAGCGAAUGUGAGGACUCUCCCGAGAAGAAGGCAGAGUGGACCGAGAACACCGAUCAAACCCCAACAGCAAAUCAAGAGGCAGAAGAGGAGCUCCAGGAGGACAGCACAAUUCCAGAACCUGCACAGCCUGAGCUCCAAUGUCCCAAUAGCCCUCAAGAGAUGCCCAACUUCCAGAAGUGUUAUAAACCUGAGGAAGACACAUCCCUGUUUCCUGAGUCUGAUGACGGAUCUCCAAAAUCAAGAGCAAAGAAGCUUCGUCCAAGAGAUACAGGGUCAGAGCCUCCCACACAAACACUUUCCACUGCUAAUCACACCGAGACAGAGGAACCCUCCACACCUCCACGGCCUGUGAAGAAACCACAGGAAGCACCGUAUAGCAGUCCUAUAGAGAGAAUAGUUGAGGACACCGCCGGUUCAGACACAGACUCUGCUACAGAGGACAUCGUUCUUCCGGAACGAAGCAGCGCCAUUAAACGGAAAGCCACUGAACAUCGAACGCCAGAGAAGAAGGUUCGCUCCGACAGAAAGGAAGACCCUAAAGUGCCAUCUCCAAUGAAAACGCCACCACUGGAGAAGAAAUCUGAGGUGGUUAGGAGCCCUGAGCCAGCACAGAAACCAGAAGAGCAUCCUACCCCAACAUCAUCUCCCAGUAAAGAUCUUGAGAUUAAGUCUGAGAUGCCUGCUCUCACCAGAGAGGUGCAGAUCAGGGUGGAACCUCUGUGCACUAUGCUGGAGGAUUCUACAAGGGUCACAAACGAGGAAAUGAUGCCUCAAAUUGGUCCAGAAGCGCUGGUCUGUCAUGAAGUGGACCUCGAUGAUCCGGAGGAGAAGGACAAGCUGUCUGGUGAAGAAUUACUGAUGAUGAUGAUGGCACAGAACGCUCAGACUCUGGAGCCUUCUAACCACCUUCCUCAUGUUCUGGCUGUGGAAGAACCUCCACGUCUCAUUUCCCAGUCUUGUGCAUCCAGCCCGGAGGAAUCCCACAGCACCAAGAGUGAAAGUGAUGCCACCAUCGAGGUGGACAGUGUAGCCGAAUCACAAGAGGGUCUUGGUGAGAAUGAAUCAACGCAUAGCUUUGAUGCUAGUGCCAGUUCUAGCAACUCCAGCAUUUCAUUGCAGGAGCGAGACGGAAAGGAAAGAGGUCAGAAAAGGUUAUUGGACUGCACUACAAGCUCAUCAACCAAGAAGCAAAAACGUAGCCAGAAACGUUCAAGUGCUGUUUCUAAAACAGAGAAGAAUGGAGCAGGUCACAGUAGUGACAGUGAGGAUCUCUCAGCCAUGGACAGCUCGAAUAAGCUAACCCCAGUCAAGCACUCCAGCCUACCCAAGAGCCAGAAGCUUUCACGAUCGCCUGGUAUGGUUUCUCCCAGCAGUAAAGACCUGGAGAAAGACAAGCACAAAGAGAAGCAGUCCAUCCCUUCCCCCCGCACAUAUAAGUGGUCCUACCAGCUCACUGAGCUGGACAACAUGUCAAGUACUGAGCGAAUUUCAUUCUUGCAAGAGAAGCUACAGGAAAUCAGGAAGUACUACAUGUCACUCAAGUCAGAGGUGGCAUCCAUCGACAGGAGGCGGAAAAGGUUAAAAAAGAAGGAGAGAGAAGUGUCCCACACAACUGCGUCCACAUCAUCUGGCUCGUCCGACAAUGGCAUGAGUCCGUCGUCAGCUUCCCCAACUCAGAACAAUGUGGCUGUCGAGUGCAGGUGAUGGCACGCCUGUGCCCCGCCCUGCCUCACCUCUGCCUUCUCAGCAUCCUGCUGCCUCCGUGGAGACAUGCAUACUGAUGAGCCAGAGCAAGCAGCCAAUAGCACUCGACUGCCCGCCGCCUCCAUGUCUCCUCCAGUUCCUAAUGGCCACUCCCACCUUCUGCACUUUGUAAACUGAUCCUGCCUCUCGCUCACUGUCGCUACCACUAUCAGCACCAGGGAACGGACUCUACGUGAGGAUUGAAUGUAAUCGAUGAAAUCAAAGCUUAAAGAUUUAUCCAUCCAGAAAGAAAACAAUGGCACUUUUCACUUCUUUCCCCAGAAACCUCCUCUUACAGCUUCUGUGCAGCAGGGACUGAAUUUUGAUGCAGUAAUCAAUCAAUUGUAUGUUCUUCUAUUAGAAUAUGGUAAGAACAUCAUCUACGAUCCUUAGGUAAUGGUCACUUAACCAGCUGGACAUGGUUAUUCAAAGAAAGGUCAAUUGUUGUGCGCUUACUCCAUCAGAACUGCCAAAGUACGUGUGUAACAGCAGAGUGCCCUAUUUCGGAAAAGUAGGACAAAGUCGAUUGCAAAAGGAAUGUAGUUUACUGAAAACCGCAGCUGCCGUCUUCCACUAAGUGUGUGAGCACAUAGAAUUAUGCAAAACCUAUUUUUGUCAUCUUUUUAAGAAAAUGGAAGAAAAAAGAAACAUACAGAAAAUGUUUACAGUGGAACACGAAACCUGUUUUCAGUGGACUAAUUUCCUUUGCAAGUGGCAUUUUGUCUUUUUAUAUGUAUUUGCAGAGUUUUUAUUUUAGUAUGGAAAAUUUCAAAAAGUAUAUAUUACAGCCGUGAAGUUAUUUAAUGAAAAAUUUCUAGAGCUGAAAUUUUUGUGUAAAAUAAAGGUAUUAUCUUGCAACUUGUUAAAUAUAUUUAUUCAGUCCACGGACAGCAUUUUUGUAUUUUUUACAAGAUGAAAAUCACACAAUCCUCCCACUUUCGCUUCAGUGGGGUAGAAGGAAUAGGUGAAUUUUGUGGGGUCUUUUUGAGCAUUUGAAUGUGUUGUCACAAUUGAGUAACUACUGUGCAGUAAAACGUGUCCUCCCCUGUUUUGUUUCUCCAUUUGGGCCCAAAAUAUUUUGAGUAUUCCCAUUACCUUUAUGGAACACCAGAAAUAUUGACCUUCAUUUCCCCCACUCUUUCCUGGUACUUACUUUGUUAUAAUUUAUACAUUUAUUCUUAUUUUAAUUUUUCUUUUCUUAUUUCUUGACCAAUUGAAUAAUUCAUUUGAGACGAGUAUGGUAAGCCCAGGGGUUUCUUACUGAUUGUUCCUUUUGUAAAUGGAUCUUCCAAAACCAUGUAUUUGAAAAAUACAUUUAACAUAAAACUGUAAAAAUGAUUUAUAUUAUUUUUUAAACAGUACAUCUUUGUAUAUUAAUUUUCCUUUUCUAUGUCAAGUUGGUAGAAGCAUUAGCACAUCUUUUGAUUGUAUAUAAUCAACCAUUUAGCAACCUAAACCAAGCUGUCUAAAGUGAUGAGCCCAUGACUAUGUUGGACAUUUUAUGCUGUAGGCAUCGAUGAAAUUGUGGACAAGCUUGCUUUCCUGUGACUUCAAUUUAUUUACAGAUUCCUGGAUGAUGAAAUGAAGGCAUUAGGUUCCUGAGCAAAGCCAUUGUAUCUUAAUGUAAAAUAAGAGCGCUUUCAUUUCUAAUAAAGUUUUGAAAUAUUCAGGUCCCCCUUCUUUCUUUGUAUUGAGUUUUAAUAACUUGGCAAACCACACAAAAACAUGUCCAGGUUACGUUUCAACCCAAAAAUGAAAAUAGAUUUGGCAGAAAAAGGUUUUGUUUGGACUUAAGAGUUUCUGCUGGGCUGAAAAAAUUGUCCUGUUGCAAAUAAUGGCCUUAAAGGUCUUAAAUUGAGGCAACAAGUUUUAAAUUCAUAUGGUUAUGGUAUUAAAUGUUGCAUGAGGGAUAAAAAGUAAUUUCUGAGCAUGAAUAGAAAACUUGGGAUUUCUAGGACACACUAUAGUGCCACAAUCAUUCAAAAAUUCACUUUUUCUUUUGCACCAUUUGCCCUUGAAACUAAAAUAUUUUCCUGCUUAUUUAAACAGUCUGCUUAAAUUAAAACCACCCAUUAUAGUGGCUGCCAUCUUGGAGUAUUACUUUUAUUAUUCGCAACUUUGCCUGGAUUUGCCUAAACAAUGGCUCAAAAUAACCUCCAGACCGAUUCACAACUGGCACUACUCAUCGACCACUUAAAAACAAGCUAAACAUUAUCUGCAAAUGGCAAGUUGUCUUGUCCUUAUCUUAACUGUCUCUUAGGAGUGUUGUCUCUCAGAUUUAAAAAACAGUUUGGAGAAACAAGCAGAACUCACAACUUUCCUUUAUCUCACUUAAUUGCAUGGGAUGACUGUCCAGCAGAUAAGGGAACAUGUUGGAUUUGUUUACAUCAUUGUGCACAUGUGUCAUUUAUGCUGAAUACACACAUGCAGUGUUGUGAAUUUUGAUUCAUUGAUAGAUUAAAAACUACAGUGCGAUCAGAAAAGUCUGAAAAUGUGGCUAAACUGUUAUUGUAUUACCGAAUACCAUCACAUGCCUAUGGCAUAUAUGACUGUUCUUGUGCUCCAUAGGCAUUUACAUUUAGAGAAUAAUGCAAUUACAUUGUGUAAAGGCAGCACAUUCACUAAUAUGAUGUAUCAAUACAAUUUAAAGGAAAAGUUCACCCACAUUUUUUUUUUAUCAUAGUUCACUCAUCCUCAUGCCAUCCCAGAUGUGUAUGACUUCUGCUGGACAAAGAUUUUAAGAAGAAUAUUUAAUCUCUGUUGGUCCAUACAAUGCAAGUGAAUGGUGACCAAAACUUUGACGCAAAAAAAAAGCAUAUAAAGGCAGCAUAAAAGUCUCCAGUGGUUAAAUCCAUGUCAUCUGAAGCAAUAUGAUAGGUGUGGGUCCUUUUUUGUUUUUCUUCUCUUUUUUCCAUUUACAAUUGUUUACAUUUUCAAGAGGGAGGAAAAAAAAUGACUUUUAAGUGGCUCUUCAGCAUGAAACCGAUCUAACGGUGCAGUUUUCAGGAUGCUUUGCUCAGUGUCAAGUUCAACACAUUCAAUAUAUAAAUUUUUUUUUACAUUUAAUUGAUCAAUUGUCACACAUUAUACAUACAUUUCUGCAUAUACAUGGUGAAAUUUAUUUUUCACAUAUCCCAGCUAAGCUAAGCUGGGGUCAGAGUGCAGGGUCAGCCAUGAUACGGCACCCCUGGAGCAGAUAGGUUCAAGGGCCUUGCUCAAGGUCCCAACAGUGGUGUCUUGGUGGUGUUGGGGCUUGAACCCAUGACCUUCUGAUCAGUAACCCAGAGCCUUAACCCAUUUAUUGCCAUAGACAAUAAAUGUCUAUUUUUCCAGCCUGUUGUAUUAAUAUUUACUAAACACCCCUUAUUUAUUUUAGAUAGUUACUAUAUAUAUAUAUAUUUUUUACACAGGUCAAAUAUACUAUUUAUUAAAUCUACUUUAAUUGCGUAUCGUAUUUCAAUGGGGGAUAUAAUUUAUUACAGCUGACAGUUACGUGAGCAACCGUAGUGAGAUAAACUGAAAUUCAUGGCUUUUUAACAUUUCUGUGUACAAAUUUGAAGGCUGUUUAUUGGAUAAAUGUCAUAUUAUACAACUAUGCAUUACUUUACGGAGAGCUUACUACCUACUAGUUAAGUCUUACCUUGAGUACAGGUGGUGCAACCAAAUUAAGCACUGACUUAGUUACAAACUAUCUAGUAUGUACUAAACCCUUAGUGUGAACUUUAUGUCUCAACUUACGUGAGAAUUUAUGCACAGCUGGUGCAACCCUACCCUGGUCACCAUUCACUUGCAGUGCAUAUACCAACAGAGCUGAAAUAUUCUUAUAAAAAUCUUAGUUUGUGUUCCACAGAAGAAACUCAUACACUUCUGGGAUGGCAUGAGGGUGAGUAAAUGAUGAGAGAAUGUUUUGGGUGAACUAUGCCUUUAAAAAAAAUGAAAAAAAGUCAGAUUUUUAAAGGCACUAACUAGAGUAAUAUUGAAAUGGAGAUGUGCUUAAUUGUCAUGAAAACGUCAAU